Messenger RNA from Pelobates cultripes (western spadefoot toad), 417 nucleotides. Lineage: Eukaryota; Metazoa; Chordata; Amphibia; Anura; Pelobatidae. The record is from the annotation of a GenBank genome assembly.
AUGGCGGACAGCGUGCAACCUCAUGGGCAAACGAAGAAUGUCCCACCGAGUCCUGCAGGGACCAUCAAGUGGAAGUACUGGCUGGCAGCCCGCAAACCAACAACCUACCCUAAGCUACAAGAAACACCGACAAACAGCUGUAUGUCGGAAGACAAAGAGCGGGAAUCGAGGGAAUUCUCCCCGGACGCCAGUGGUACACAUACCAUGCAACCUUAUCGCACAAGCACUCACAGACUGCGGCCGCCCAGAAGCUUCAACCUCGAACGUCUGCUCCAGUCGCGGCGGACCCGAAAGCACAGGAGGAAGCGCCAUACUGAGUUCCAUGCCAGCCCCUAUGCGGCCUUCAAAGAAAGCACUCAACCCACGAGCCGCAGAAGCAGACCCCCAGGAGUGCCCACGGCUACGAGAGAAGCCUGA